This is a messenger RNA of Thrips palmi, 1068 nucleotides long. RefSeq lists its product as uncharacterized. Lineage: Eukaryota; Metazoa; Arthropoda; Insecta; Thysanoptera; Thripidae. The coding region runs from base 91 to 1068 and encodes 325 amino acids. The record is from RefSeq and is a predicted model, not a curated record. Gene Ontology annotation, molecular function: phosphatidylinositol bisphosphate binding. The transcript is spliced from 7 exons. Gene Ontology annotation, cellular component: membrane.
UAAACACCGGGGGACGUAGCGUUCACUCCGUUUACUUAGUUUGCCAGUGGAGUGGCUCAGUGCCUUACCUCCAGCGCCGGGAUCUCCCCGAUGCCGCAAGGCUUGCCGGGCGGGCCGGGCGGCCAGGCCGCCAUGUGGGAGCCACUCAGCGCCGAGCAGCUCCAGGGGAUGUUCGCCGAGCUGGGCGCCAGCGAGGACACACUGCGGCGGGACGUGGCCGCCAUCCGGCAGUGGAUGGCCAUGCAGCCGCACCUGCCCAGCCUGGACGGGCGCGGCAUUGACGUGGACCACAUGCUGCGGAUGUACCUGCUGCGCUGCAAGAACUCGCUGGAGCGCACCAAGGAGGCCCUCGACGUGCUGCUGUCCAGCCGCGCCACCAUCCCCGAGUUCUUCGCGCAGCGCGACCCCACCGCCCCGGACGUGCAGGGCAGCCUCGACACCACCCUGGUGGCCACCAUGCCGCGGCUCACCCCCGAGGGCUUCCGCGUGCACUACUACGCGUACCCGUCGGCCGACGCCAAGGGCUUCAGCGUGGCGGCGCUGUUCCGGCGCAUCCUCAUGCAGGGCGAGCUGCUGAUGCGCGACGACCUGUCGCGGGGCGACGUGCUCGUCGUGGACCUGGCCAACGGCAGCGCCGCGCGCUUCCGGGACUUCACGCUCGCCCUGCCCCUGUUCGCCAAGUUCCUCCGCGGCGGCCUGAAAAUGUACCCCGCCCGCAUGAAGCAGUUCCACAUCAUCAACUUGCCACCGUUCCUGUCAUCCGUCAUGAACCUCCUGAGCCACGUGAUGCGCGAGAAGCUCUACAGCCGCGUCGUGGUGCACCCGGCGGGCAGCAGCAUGCUCAAGGACACCCUGCCGGCGGACUGCAUCCCCCAGGACUACGGCGGCGAGGGGCCUUCGCUGCGCGAGGGCAACGCCCAGUGGCGCCGCUACCUGUCGGCGCACCGGGACUGGUUCCUGGCCCAGGAGAGCGUCAAGACGGACGAGUCCAAGCGCGUCGGCGCGCCCGCCAGCUUCAUGGACGACAUCGGCUGCCCGGGCUCCUUCCGCACCCUGGCCGUCGACUAG